This is a messenger RNA of Myzus persicae (green peach aphid), 1473 nucleotides long. RefSeq lists its product as uncharacterized. The record is from RefSeq and is a predicted model, not a curated record. Bases 1 to 1473 code for a protein of 490 amino acids. The transcript is spliced from 3 exons. Lineage: Eukaryota; Metazoa; Arthropoda; Insecta; Hemiptera; Aphididae.
AUGGAAUCUCUUAUUAAAACAGAACCCUUGUACAACAUCUCGUAUGCAAAAGAAUCACCAGGAAUCUACUUCGAUUACAUCUCCGACAUGCAUACUACAGCUGCAAAUUGGGAGAUAGCAAUAUAUUUAAAUGUAUCCAUUUAUCAGGCACAUUAUUUACAAAUCAAACAUUUCCAGAAUGAAACUCUAGAACUUUGCAAUAAAGCGACCGAAAGUUUUUCAAAUGAAUGCACUUUCUUAUGCUUAAAAAAGAAAUUUUAUACAGCUGAAAUUUGUUCGUUGUUUAAGAAUACAUCAGAAAAAGUUUUGAACGAAUUUGAAUUUGAGACUAACAAAUUAGUCCAAAUAAUUGAAGAACAAGAUCAUUCAAAACAUAAACGUGAUGUAACUAAUAGUAUAAAAGAAAUGAUAUAUACUCUGUUCGGGUCUAUAAAAAUGGACGAUGUUUAUAAAUUAUACUCGAAUAUUAGAACAAUGAUAAAAAGUGGACAGAAAUUUCAAAAUUUAGCAGAAAGGAAAAUUAUUCAAAUCUUACAUUCGGCUAUGUAUGGGAAGUUACACCCUUUAGUAAUAUCAUCAAAUCAAUUAUUAGAUGAAAUUAAAUUGAUAAAAUUGAAUCUUUCACCUGACUUAAAUAUUCCUGUAAAAUUAGAUGUAUCUGGUAUGUCUGAACUGUAUAGAAUAAUGCAAACUACAAUCGUUAAAAGUGAUGAUUUAAUUAUAUUCAUCAAUACUAUUCCCUUAGUAUUAAGUAACAUGUAUAAACUAUAUAAUGUUCUACCAAACCCAGUAUAUUUAGAAAAUAAUAGAUUUAUGUUCAUACAACCUAGGUUUAAGUUUAUAGCCAUAACUAUUGAUCAGGAAUAUUUUAUUAACUUAAGCGAAAACGAUGUUAGUUUGUGUACUGAUACAAACCGUUUUAAAAUUUGUAAAAACUUUUUAGCCAAAAGGGUAGUGACAUCAAACGAGUGUGAAAUAAAUUUAAUUUCUUAUUCAGAUAUAACAGAAUUAACAGAUUUUUGUAAAAUAAAAUACACUUCAUUUAAACAUGGGAUUUUUCAUAAGCUUAUGUCAUCAAAUUCGUGGAUUUUCACAGUAACAAACCAAAAUUUGGUUUUAACGUGUUACAAUAAAGAUUCAAUUACAGAAGUAAUUACUGGAUCAGGAAUAUUAUCACUAAGCGAACAAUGUUCUGCAAUUUCAGGAGGUUAUCGCAUGAUUCCGUUUAGAACAAUUUAUUCAGAAUUAAAAUCAGACUUCAUACCAACUAUGAAUUUAACUAAAUAUGUACAUAAUGUUAACACAAUAAAAGAAUUCGUAUCCCCAGAAAUUGUAUUUUCAAAAUAUAAAGAUGAUAAUGAAAAAAUUAAAAAUGUCAAUGUAAACCAACCGAGUUCGACGGAACCAAAUGAACAAAAUAAAGUAGAACUUAAAAUAAGAAAAGGAAAAUCAUUACCCAAAAUAAUUGUUUAA